CCUUUCCCAGACAGAUCCAGGCCGAGUCCUGGGGUCUGAGAGACAGCGAUGGCUAGCGUAAGCCUGCAGAGGUGUCACCUCGCACCUCUGAGUCCAACAUAUAAACCUCCAGCCCUCAGUCCAGCCUUCAGAGUCACACUAUGGAAAGCUCAAGCCACAGCCAGCAGAACCAGUGGAUCUAUUCGAGCUCUGAGUCAGAGUUCUGCAGCGUUUCCUCUCCGGACACCGUCUCGCCGGACCAGGGCUUCUCCCCGUCCCACCGGGCGCAGCCUGCGUGCUCCAAAUCAGUCAAAUCUACAGGUGUCGUCAAGAGAAAACGCAGGUUGAGGCUGAAGAACCCAAGCGAGCAACGGCAGAAUGCCAGUGAGAAGGAGAAGCUGAGGAUGAGGGAUCUGACCAAAGCUCUCCACCAUCUCAGGACGUACCUGCCUCCGUCCGUAGCUCCCGUCGGACAAACCCUGACCAAGAUUGAGACGCUACGGCUCACCAUACGCUACAUCUCGUUUCUGUCAGCUCAGCUGGGUCUGAGUGAGGAAGAACUGACCCACAGGAAGCACAUGAACUCCAGCGGCGGCUCAUAUUCUCCAGAGAUCGUUGGCUAUUUUCAGUGCAGCUCUAUGGCUGGAAAUUGUGUCGGACGGGGACGGUGUUACGGUCACUGUGAUGGACAGUAUGAGGGCAACUCUAGUCAGUGUGUGGAUCAGUAUAGCGGUUAUCCACAGCAACAUUCAACAGAGCAAAACAUCUCUGCAAAUAUAGACUUCUUCCAGUCACAACAGUGUGCUCAAACACAGACAUACCAGGUUUAUGGAAGAAACUUUGGCUAUCAUCUUGUUCCUCAAGCUUACUGGAGCUGA
Messenger RNA from Ctenopharyngodon idella (grass carp), 857 nucleotides. It is a transcript of the gene mespba, whose product is annotated as mesoderm posterior ba. The record is from RefSeq and is a predicted model, not a curated record. The transcript is spliced from 2 exons. Gene Ontology annotation, cellular component: nucleus. The coding region runs from base 141 to 857 and encodes 238 amino acids. Gene Ontology annotation, molecular function: RNA polymerase II cis-regulatory region sequence-specific DNA binding; DNA-binding transcription factor activity, RNA polymerase II-specific; protein dimerization activity. Lineage: Eukaryota; Metazoa; Chordata; Actinopteri; Cypriniformes; Xenocyprididae. Gene Ontology annotation, biological process: mesoderm formation; regulation of transcription by RNA polymerase II; somite rostral/caudal axis specification.